Messenger RNA from Aspergillus calidoustus, 258 nucleotides. The record is from the annotation of a GenBank genome assembly. NCBI's taxonomy places the organism in Eukaryota, Fungi, Ascomycota, Eurotiomycetes, Eurotiales, Aspergillaceae.
AUGCUCAAGACUGAUUGGAACUACCCAGCUGAUAUAUGGAACGUCGGUGCUAUGGUGUGGGAUUUGUUUGAGGGGAACACCUUUUCCGCGGAAAUGACCCUGACGGCAAAGGGUAUUCAACCCGGGCGCAUCUUGCAGAAGUCAUGGGAGUUCUCGGGCCACCGCCUCUGGAUAUGCUCCAGCGUGGAAAACGAAGCCAUGAAUUCUUUACUAAUGAUGGAAAAUGGAGGCAAGACUUGGAAAUUCCAAGAGGAAUGA